This is a messenger RNA of Phalacrocorax carbo (great cormorant), 3159 nucleotides long. Lineage: Eukaryota; Metazoa; Chordata; Aves; Suliformes; Phalacrocoracidae. The record is from RefSeq and is a predicted model, not a curated record.
GAAAAACAACAACAAAAAAAGCCCCAAACCCCUCAAGCCCAGGCGGCAGCAGCAGCAGCAGGAGCAGCGCCUGGCUGGCUGCCAGCGAGGGGCAGUGACUGAGCAUUUACAGCAUCCCCGCCUCCCGCAUGCGGCGGGGCCGGGGCUCGGCGCCGCAUCCCCGGCGGCCGGUACCGCACCGCGCUGCACCGCACCGGGACGGGGGUGGUGCUGGGGGAGCCUCUGCCCGUGCCUCCGGGAGGGAACCGGGGCCGGGCUGUGGCGGCCCCGAAGGGGUUAAGCCGGGACCUGCCCAGCCAGCCCGGCAACUCGGCGGCGCGGAGCGGGGCGGGCGGGCUGCGGCCGCCUCCAACCCGCGCCUCCCGGCACCGGCACCGCGCUCCGCUCCGCGCAGGCGCCGGUGAGGCCGUAGCUGUGAGCGUCCAUCUCUUCUCCACUGUUCCUGCCCGCCGGCGGCGGGUCACUGGCACCGCACAGCCAUGACGACCUCGGCGCUGCGCCGGCAGGUGAAAAACAUCGUGCACAACUACUCGGAGGCAGAGAUCAAGGUGCGGGAGGCCACCUCCAAUGAUCCCUGGGGACCCCCCAGCUCCCUGAUGUCGGAGAUCGCCGACCUCACCUUCAACACGGUGGCCUUCGCCGAGGUCAUGGGCAUGAUCUGGCGGCGGUUGAACGACAGCGGCAAGAACUGGCGUCAUGUCUACAAAGCCCUCACGCUCCUGGACUACCUCAUCAAAACCGGCUCUGAGAAGGUGACCCACCAAUGCCGGGAGAACCUCUACACCAUCCAAACGCUGAAGGACUUCCAGUACGUGGACCGGGACGGCAAAGACCAGGGCAUCAACAUCCGAGAGAAGGUGAAGCAGGUGAUGGCACUGCUGAAGGACGAGGAGCGGCUGAAGCAGGAGCGGGCGCACGCGCUGCAGACCAAGGAGCGCAUGGCCCUCGAGGGCAUGGGCAGCGGCAGCCACCAGGCCGCCUAUGGCCGCCGUGCAUCACCCUACGGCGACGACUACGGCCGGGCACGGGGCUCGCCCUCCUCCUUUAACUCAUCAUCCUCAUCCCCACGGUUUGCUUCUGACCUGGAGCAAGCGAGGCCCCAGACGACGGGUGAGGAGGAGCUGCAGCUGCAGCUUGCGCUGGCCAUGAGUCGGGAGGAGGCAGAGAAGAAGCCACUUCCUCCAAUUUCCAGUACAGACGAAGAAAGGCAAUUGCAGCUAGCGCUCGCGCUGAGCAAAGAGGAGCACGAGAAGGAGGUGAGGGCUUGGCAAGGGGAGAACUCCUUGCUGCAGAGGGCCACAGAGGAGACUGCCCAGGGCAGGGAGGAAGAGGAAGAAGAAGAUAAGAUGAAGAAAAGCCAGUCCUCUAUACUGGAGCUGGCAGAUAUAUUUGGGCCGGCGCCAGCCCCCUCCAGCCACACAUCUGCCGACCCAUGGGAAAUGCCAGAUAUGAAACCCAAAGCGGAGCCGGCAGCCUCUGCCUGGGCUGGUGCAGCUGACCCCUGGGUGCCGGUCCCAGCCGCCGGUGGGGAGCCCCUCUCCCAGGCGAGCACCUCGGCCCAGCAAACCUCCGCUGGGCCCUGGGAUUUCGCCCCCAGCACAACUGCAGCCUCCGACCCUUGGGGGAAGGCGCCCUUGUCUUCUGGCUUCCCUCCUGCGGACCCCUGGGUGACAGCAUCCCCCCCUCCCCAGGUGUCUGGUUCUGCGCCAGCUGCUGACCCCUGGGCCGCUGUGGCCGAGCAACCUCCUAACCCUGCUCCAGGGGGGGAUGCUUUCGACCUGUUUGCAAAGCCACCCGAGCCAGCCGAGCCGCCAGAGCAGGAGCCCUCGCAGCCGCCCUCCUCGGCCAAGUCCAACAGCCCCGUCGAGCUGGACCCCUUCGGCGAGCUGUUCCCCAGCACCAGGCAGGACGGGGCAAAGAGCUUCGACCUCGCCAACCUGGCUGACUCCCUGCCCGAAUCCGGCAAGGAGCGGAAGGACUGUAAAACCCCCGAGGCUUUCCUCGGCCCCGCCGCCUCCUCCCUGGUCAACCUGGACUCCCUGGUUGCGCCUGCACCGGCCUCCAAGACGCGCAACCCCUUUCUCUCGGGCCUGAGCACGCCGUCCCCCACCAACCCCUUCAGCCUCGCCGAGCAACCCAAGCCGACGCUCAACCAGAUGCGGACCAGCUCGCCGGUGCCGGGCCUGCCGGCGGGCCUCCCCGCCAACUCCAUGACCUACAGCGCGUCCCUGCCGCUGCCCCUCAGCAGCGUCCCCGCUGCCGCCGCCGCCCUGCCCGCCUCCGCCAGUGCCUUUCCCCAGGCUGGCACCUUCCCUGAACUCCCCAGCAAUUUGCCGCAGCCUUUACUGCCGCUGAGCGGCCCCCCGGCCCCGCCGUCCGCUCCGGGGGGGCUCAACCCCUUCCUCUGAAGCCUCUGGACAUGUAGACUUUCACCCUUUCCCCGGCUGUUACAAAUUUCCCCGGCCUUUCCUCCUGCCAAGACUGUGGGGGGGUCAGCGGUUUGCUAGCUGCAAGGGAGGGAGCCCCCCACGCCAGCCCCUUCCCCACGCCCACCGGCUGGGGGGCAGCCAGCAUGAGCCCCCGUGCUUGACCGGCAAGAGGGGACCCCCCUUUCCCCUGGCAAAGGCCAGAGCCGCAGCUAAGGGCAGUUUUGGGGCUCAGUCCUAAGGGCUGGGGUUGGGGGGCUCAGUGCAGCGGGCUGGGCUGGUGCAUGGGGUCUCGCUGCUGGGUUGGGUAGGGGGCUUUGCCCUGGCGCCUGCGGGGAGCUGGGGCAGUGCCUGCCCAAGGUGGGGAGCAUGGGGGGCGGCCCCCCCGGCCCCAGCGCUGCCCCACACCGGGGUCCCUGCCGGUUCCCACGCCCCUGGCUGUUACUCGCCGCCCCUCUCCGGCCGCCCCCCCACCCCCAAAACCUUCUGCCCCCUCCCCACGCUCGCUGCCGCCCGGACCCUCCGAAGGAGCGGAGUGCGGGGCGGGGGGGGAGGCGCGGCGGGGGCGGGGGCGGGGGGGUGUCAGCCGCCGCCUCCCCCGCUGCUGGGCCCCGCUCCGGAUCGGGGGGCGGCGGCGGGGGAGGGGACGCACACGGGGACCCGCCGGUGCUUCGGCGCUGCUGGAGAGCGGCGGCCCCGGGCUGCCUGCGAGACAAUAAAAUGCUCUGUCGGA